AUGCCAGCUCUACUGGAAGACCCCUCUACCCGCAUCCCCCCACCACAAGCACACACCAGCGCCGCAUUAACGAUCACCCCACGCCAAACAACUCUCCCCAAAGCUGAAAAUGCCGGCGUUACCUUGUAUCCAAUUACCAAGGGACCAGGGAGUAUUCCUGCGGAUCUGAGUGCAUUUUUGCAUGCCGAGUUCAGCGCCGAGAUUGAGCGUGGCGCGACGUAUCCAAUGGAACAGGCCAUGGCCAUGGAUCAGUUCCGGGAUUAUUGGUUUGGGACUUUUGCGGUUGUCGCGGUGUUGGAUGAAGAGGGGGCAGCUUUUGGCGAUGGGUUGAGGGAGGGGAGGAGGUGGGAGGAUGUUUGCUUGGGGACGUUUUAUAUUAAGCCGAAUUAUCCUGGCCGCUGCUCGCAUAUCUGUAAUGCGGGUUUCAUGACUACCAAUGCAGCUCGCGGUAAGGGUGUUGGACAAGUCAUGGGCGAAACAUAUCUCGAAUUUGCGCCUCAAUUGGGAUACACUUACUCCGUCUUCAACCUGGUCUUCGCUAACAACCCAGCCUCCAUCCGGAUCUGGGAGAAGCUUGGAUUCAAUGUGAUUGGACGGGUGCCCAAGGCCGCACGCCUGGCCAACAGUGAAGAACUGGUCGAUGCAUUGAUUUUUGGAAGGGAGCUUGGGAACUGA
Penicillium cosmopolitanum is the source of this 675-nucleotide messenger RNA. Its product is annotated as GNAT family N-acetyltransferase. The transcript is spliced from 3 exons. The record is from RefSeq and is a predicted model, not a curated record. The coding region runs from base 1 to 675 and encodes 224 amino acids. Lineage: Eukaryota; Fungi; Ascomycota; Eurotiomycetes; Eurotiales; Aspergillaceae. Gene Ontology annotation, molecular function: acyltransferase activity, transferring groups other than amino-acyl groups.